UUUUUCUGUAUGUUUACAACCAGCUGACAUCCGGCGUCUUCCCGUCCUUUGGCCACCGACACCAGUCAACGCUCCCUGAACCCGCAGAAGAAGAAGAAGUCAACGACAUCCCUCCUCCCUCGAUACCUCCAUGAAACGCGCUCCCCGCUGAGUGAACUCAGCUGAAUGCGACAUUUCAUCACCGUCGUCAGAUGCAGGGCUCUGGCCCCGUCUCCAGCAGCUGAAGCACACCAGCCCUGUCCACUGAUCAUCCACGGCCUCCCUCCUUGCUGAGCCAUGACCUCUCAGAGGGAUCUUGAUAUGGUGCACCUCCGCCUUAUCCUGGUCAGUGGGAAAACGCAAGACUUCACUUUCUCCCCAAAUGACUCGGCCACAGACAUCGCCAAGCAUGUAUUUGAGAACUGGCCUGCAGGAUGGGAGGAGGAGAGGGUGAGCAGUCCCAGUAUACUGCGCCUCAUCUUCCAGGGACGCUUCCUUCAUGGCAACGUCACCCUGGGAGCUCUGAAGCUGCCACCGGGCCGGACAACCGUCAUGCACUUGGUUGCCAGAGAGACUCUUCCAGAGCCCAACUCUCAUGGUCAAAGGAACAGAGAAAAAACCACAGAGAGCAACUGCUGUCUCCUCUUGUAAAGCAACAGAAACCCAAUGACCCCCAACCACACACACACACACACACACACACACACACACAUAACACAAACAUAUAUAUAUAUACAUGCAUACACUCUUUCUCUUCUGCCUGUCAUCCUGUCAGCUGUGGAUUCAGGAUAAAUCACAGGAAGUCUGGUUGGACAGUCACCGGCUUCGGUUGAACGCUUGUCCAAUCUGAGGCUUUUUUUGUGCCAAUUAUAUUCACUUAUUUUUUGCCCCCAAACUUUAACUGUAUCGGCAGAAAUUGCAGUUGUAGUUCCUUUUUGUUUCAGGAUCAUGACAUUAAACGUACCUGAUGCUCCCUCGCUGACCUGUUUGCUGCUGGACACGUUUUAAAGAGCUGUCGUAUGUAGUGGGAAAAGACCAGGGAAGUCAUUGCUCUUCAUGGACACAGUUGCUAUAAAAGAUGUGUUGGCUAUUACCUUUUUCCUACUAGUCACAUGGAUGUUUCCCCAGGUCUUACUGAAUGGUGUUAACCCUCUCUUUGCACUUAACCAGUUUGUUAAUUCAGAAAUGUUUAUCGUGUUUAAUCUUCAUCAUCUUUUCCCCAAUGGAUUUUAUUUUUUUUUUGGUCAGAGGAACAGACCUUAAUUCCCCCCGUGGUAGAAAAUGUGCCAUCCUCCUCAUGAGACUGUUUCUCACUAACUGAUCCGGUCGGUCUGUAUCAGCACCAGUGGCGUUUGUUCCAUUACCCAUACACCUGUUUGUACCUGGAAAUGGACCAAUGGUGAAAAGACUUGUAUGAGGAGGAGUAAACACCUGAGGGGAAGUUCAGGUCCAUGAGAAAACAGGAACAGACAUCGAGGCUUGUAAAAGAUGGAGUCGGAGGAUUCGGCGGGUUGCUUGUGCAGGUGUCGUUUUCGCACCUCUGGCUUUGACUUUAUCGACUAGGCUGUCGGUGUUCCCUCGUCACAGGAGCCGACAUGGCGGGCCAGUUAAACGCAGACAAAAGAAGCGGUUGAAAAUGGGAGGGAGGAGUGUCGUCAGUGUGAGAGCCCCCCCUACUGGACACUGAGAACGAGGCAGGGGGAGAGUUUCUGCCACUUGGAUGAAGAGACAUGAGGAAAAUCUAUUGGUGGUAUUUCACCUCCUUUUCAUUUGGAUGCCGUCUUUACUUCAUGUUUGCCUUUUAUCGUGGAAUUCAGUAAUAUCAUUAAUAUUGAAAUUUAAAUAUAUCAAUUUUUAUCUUGUGUAUAGGUAUUUGUUCAAUUUUAGUGUGGGUGCGUCUGUGUAUGAGUGUGUCUGAGGGUGUGUGAUGCACGUGGCAUACUGUAUGAGGACUGGUGAGGGCAUGUGGUCUUAAAAAAUAAAAAAUAAAAUGUGAUGCACUGGGAGUGUUGAUGGGCUGCGGUUUCUUCAGAAACAGUCGGAAACCGUUUGAUUCCUUCCAUUGAGUGUCCUUUGGUUUGUGUUUUUGUCAAUCAAUGUCACUGCUAUGAAGUUUAGCCCAGUAUGAUUAAAUGUAAAAACUAAAAUGCAAUGUGGUCUACAUAAAAAGCUUGUAUUAUAAAUUAAUAAAUCUUUA
Molecule: messenger RNA, 2176 nt
Organism: Anoplopoma fimbria (sablefish)
Lineage: Eukaryota; Metazoa; Chordata; Actinopteri; Perciformes; Anoplopomatidae
Gene: ubl3b
Product: ubiquitin-like 3b
Exons: 6
Coding region: 277-630 (117 amino acids)
Molecular function (GO): protein binding
Source: RefSeq, a predicted model, not a curated record